AUGGAUGUCAUUUUGCCAAUAGAGGUCUUCACUAUGGGAAACUUGGCAAUGAUCAACAUUCAUGGCAACGAUCUUACAGGACAACUGCCAUCCGAGGUUGGACUUCUGACAAGUCUGACAUACCUUCAAGUGUCAAUGAACCAAUUCGAUGGACCCAUACCCACGGAUAUUGGAAGACUGACCAGCAUUCAAAGGUUAAGAAUAUACAGCAACGUUUUCACGGGAUCUCUUCCAAGUGAGCUUGGGCAGUUGACCAACAUGACAAGUUUCAGUUGCUACCUGAACUCCAUCAAUGGUAGCUUGCCAACCAACUUGGGUAGGCUGACCGGCAUUCAAUCGCUAAGAAUGUACAGCAAUGAUUUUACAGGGUCAGUUCCAAGCGAGCUUGGGCAGUUGACCAACAUGACAGAUUUGCAGGUGUCUCGAAACGCUCUCAGUGGUAGUUUGCCAACUGACUUGGGUAGGUUGGCCGGCAUUCAAGUGCUACUCGCCCACAGGAACGCCUUCUCAGGGUUUCUUCCAAGUGAGCUGGGGAAGUUGAUCAACAUGACAAGGUUUAGCUGCUACCGGAACUCCCUCAAUGGCAGCAUACCAUCUGAGCUUGGGUGGUUGACCAGCAUGGAACAGUUGACAGUUUACAGAAACACUUUUACAGGGUCUCUUCCAAGCGAGCUAGGUCUAAUGACCAACAUGACAAGUUUCAGUUGCUACCUGAACUCCAUCGAUGGCAGUGUGCCGACCGACUUGGGUAGGCUGACCAGCAUUCAAGUGCUAAGAAUGUACAGCAAUGAUUUUACAGGGUCAGUUCCAAGCGAGCUUGGGCAGUUGACCAGCAUGACUAAUUUUCAGGUUUCUCAAAACUAUCUCAGUGGCUCUCAGCCCCAUGAAUUAGGGAGGCUAUCCAAUUUAACCAGGUUAAACAUGAGGCACAAUUUCCUUUCUGGUUCUCUGCCAACUGAAGCUGGACUACUGACACAACUGACUGCACUGAGUCUGAGAAGCAACUCAUUCGAUGGACCCCUGCCCAGUGAGCUUGGACUGCUGUCGAAGUUGACUCUAGUCUGUUGCUGAAUGACUGUUUUUUCUCUGGUGUCAUUCCUACUGAACUUGGGCUGAUGAAAUCGCUGCAGACACUGAACCUUGGUAACAAUUCCUUUGUUGGUUUAGUCAUCUCCGAAUUGGGGCAGCUUGGAAAUCUACAAGAGCUGGAUCUUUCAGUGAACCCACCCUCCCUGAGAGGGCCGUUCCCUUUCGAUUCCUUGCCUGGUAGCCUAGGAUAUCUGAAUAUCUCUGGCAGUCCUGGUUUAGUUGGUUUCAUUCCAGAAGAGCUCUGUUUCUUUCAAAAUUCCUCUUGCUCUUAUGGUGGGGAAGAUGCUCAGUGCUACAUUGACUUUGAUUGUUCCAACCUACUCUGUGGAUGUGAUUGUGAAUGUUGAGUGGUUCGAGUAGAAUUAUUCCAUUGAUUAGCAAAUCCAUCUGUCUGUACU
Seminavis robusta is the source of this 1487-nucleotide messenger RNA. The record is from the annotation of a GenBank genome assembly. NCBI's taxonomy places the organism in Eukaryota, Bacillariophyta, Bacillariophyceae, Naviculales, Naviculaceae.